AUGUUCUACUCGCAUACUUUCCUGGCAAGGAAAGGCCCGCUGGGAACUGUUUGGUGCGCCGCGCAUCUGCAGCACAAGCUUAAGAAGUCUCACUACAUCGCCACCAAUGUUCCCAAAACCGUCGAUCGAAUCAUGUUUCCUGAGGUGCCACUUGCACUAAGGAUGUCGGGGCAUCUUCUUCUUGGAGUUGUGAGGAUUUAUUCGAAACAAGUUGACUAUCUCUUCGAAGAUUGUUAUGGUAUAUGGACUACACUCAAUCGGGCCUCUGCAAAUAUAAAUGUCAAUCUUCCUGAAGAUGCAACUCAUGCAACAUUUCAUUCUGUUACCUUGCGAGAAAAUUUUAACCUUGAUUCAAUAGAAUUGGAUAACUUCGAUACAGACUGGCAACAUGAUUCUCACCUUAGGAACCUAGAAGAAAUCACUUUAACAGAGCAAAUUCCAACUGGAAAAGAUCCUUACAUUGUCAUUAGUGUUCAUGAGAGUGAAUCAACUGGGCCACCAGCAGAGGAAAAUUUAGGAUCAGGGCCGGUUCCGAUGGAGGAAGACCCUCCAGUUGAAGCUGAAUUUCAGACCACUCCAAGUAAACAAUUAGGAACAGAUGAUAGAAACAUUGGAUCAAUCAGUCCCCAAGAAUUUCUGAGUAUUGAAAUCAUGCGCGAUGCUAGGCAGGGUUUGGAUGUCAAUGCUUCACCAAUACUGUCUGAUCGGGCUGAACCAGAUGCAGUCCUGGAAGAGCAAAUCAAAAAGGAUAAAGAAAUCAAUACUCCUCACUCAGUUGAAUUUCCAUUGCCGCCGGGUGGUUCUGUCUCUUCCCCACAAGCUAAUGAAAAACCACCCUCUUUCGGGCGCUCGGGUUCCCCAAUUGUUUUCGAACACCAGUCACAUGAGUUUCAAAUCCAACCAACUCCACCUGUUGCAAAGCCACAAGUUCGGAGAAAAAGGAGACAGCUUUUUGAUGAGAUGAUUAUAUUAAGCAAUCAGUUCAUCGGAAAAGGAUUAAAUGAUACCAAAGAUAUCUGCCGGAAGAGAAGAAACUGUCCCACUUCUUCUCUUGCUAUAUGGAAGCGAAACAACCGGCUGCGCUUAAGGAAGGAUGGCCUCUUUCUUCCACCUUAUCCUUCUGGAUCUUGUUCUGAACUGCAAGAUAUAUACACCGAAGAUGCUGUUUCAACGAAAUUUCCUCCAAUCCCUGCAGAAGAAACUCAUCAAGAGACAACGGAUCCUGAGCCCUCUGUAUCCAGGCAUGGUGAUGACAUGGAGAUCGAAAUUCCUCGAACUAAUGAGUAUGCUUCACCUGACAGACACAUUCCCGAUAUCUCCAAUGUUCUGCCAUCACCGAGUGAAAGAGGGAACUCACACCCCGAACAUCCGGAAGCAACUGUAGGGGAAGAAGAGCUUCCCACUGCAAGCAUUGGAGCAUCUUCUAGAAUGCUUGAUUCAGAAAUCAGAACCCCAGAUUCAGGUUUAGGGAAGAGCUUGCAGGCUGACAUUUCCGAGCAUGUGGCUUCUCCAGGGGAGCUUCGAUUUCUAGACCAAGAUGACAAUUCUCCAGCUGGAUCCCAAGGAACACCUGCAACCCCGGAACUCCAACCAUUACCUUCACGAACAAGAGCUGUGGCACAGUACUUGAAGAAGCAGGCCUCAGAAACCCCGGCCGGAGCAGAAUCAUCCGAUGAUCUGAGUUUGAACAAGAUCUUGGAAGGCAAAACCCGAAAAAUAUGCACUCGAAUGUUUUACCAAACACUGGUUUUGAAGAGUAAUGAACUUGUAGAUGUACAACAAGAAGAACCAUAUGGAGACAUUUUAUUGAAAGUGACUCCAAAGCUCUCCGAGGAACAAUUCUCCAGCUGAGACUAAGAACAUGUAAGUACAAUUGUAUACAUAUAUAAAUAUGUGUAAAUAGCUAAGUUAUGUUUAGUCUCACCUCAUUUUUUAAUGUCGUGAUAUUUUUUGGAGAAAAAAAAAAUUAG
Messenger RNA from Andrographis paniculata, 1970 nucleotides. RefSeq names its product sister chromatid cohesion 1 protein 3-like. Gene Ontology annotation, molecular function: chromatin binding; protein binding. The transcript is spliced from 13 exons. Gene Ontology annotation, biological process: mitotic sister chromatid cohesion; synaptonemal complex assembly; replication-born double-strand break repair via sister chromatid exchange. The record is from RefSeq and is a predicted model, not a curated record. Gene Ontology annotation, cellular component: cohesin complex; synaptonemal complex. The coding region runs from base 1 to 1851 and encodes 616 amino acids. NCBI's taxonomy places the organism in Eukaryota, Viridiplantae, Streptophyta, Magnoliopsida, Lamiales, Acanthaceae.